GCGGGAACGAUUGACCAAUCGCUGCAGGGAAGAGGUGUAUCCCCUGCUAUUUAUUCUACAGUUGAGCAUCGGGCUGGGCUCGUCUGACGCACAUCGCCUCUCUCCGGUCAGAUUACAAGGAGUCUUCAAGGUUUCUGAUACAAUAUGUCGAAAGAGGUCCCUCGCGAGCCGGAGCAGCUUCGCAAGCUGUUCAUUGGGGGCUUGAGCUUUGAGACCACAGAUGAAAGCCUGAGGGCUCAUUUUGAGCAAUGGGGGGGCCUGACAGACUGUGUGGUCAUGAGGGAUCCCAACACCAAGAGAUCCAGGGGUUUUGGUUUCGUCACAUACUCCUCAGUACAGGAGGUUGAUGCAGCCAUGUCUGCCCGCCCACACAAGGUUGAUGGAAGAGUUGUCGAGCCAAAGCGAGCUGUUUCCAGGGAGGACUCAAACAGACCAGGUGCACACGUAACAGUGAAAAAGAUCUUCGUUGGAGGAAUCAAAGAAGACACAGAGGAGUCACACCUGCGCGAUUACUUCACGCAGUUUGGCAAAAUUGAGGUGAUUGACAUCAUGACAGAUCGCAAUACUGGGAAAAAGAGGGGCUUUGCCUUUGUGACCUUUGAUGACCAUGAUUCAGUCGACAGGAUUGUCAUCCAGAAAUACCACACAAUCAACUCUCACAACUGUGAAGUGAGGAAGGCCCUCACAAGGCAGGAAAUGCAAACAGCAGGCAUGGGUAUGAGGGGAGGUCGCAGCGGGGGCGGAGGGGGAAGGCCCUACGACUUCGACAGAGGCUUCAACCAGGGCGGCAGGGGUAGAUAUGGAGAUGGCCCUUACAAUUGCAAUGGAGGAGAUGGUGGUUAUGGUGGUGGUCCUGGCGGCCCUGGUGGCUAUAAUAACGGCGGCAACCGGGGGUAUAACCAAGGUGGCUACAACCAGGGUGGUGGCGGCGGCGGCGGUGGCUAUGGAGGAAACGGUUAUGACAGCAAUGGUUAUGGUAACUGUGGCGGUGGUGGAGGCGGAGGAGGAAAUAACUACAACAACAUGGGCCACUACGACCCCCAGGCCUCCAACUUUGGACCGAUGAAGAACAACUAUGGCGGUGGUGGAGGUGGUGGCGGCAGGAGCUUCGGUGGCUAUGGAAGUAGCUCAAACAAUGGUGGAUAUGGCCGUACAGGACGAUUUUAAAAUGUGAAGUGGACUGAGUACUUAGGAGAGGAGAGCAAGGAGAGGAGAGCAAGCGAAGUGACAGGGCAGCUGCAGGUUUACCUCCUAAAUCUGCUCAGCCAAACAGUUGUGGCAGGUUACAGCUGCUGCAAGAAGAUAUGAACAGUAGAUAAAUCAUGGAGGGUCUUCAUUUAAAACGUUUUGUGUUUUUUCAUCAAACUGUGUUUUCUGGAAACUAAGCAUUCCACUGAGGUUUUAUGUAGAUUUUCUUUUGAGUCUGGUUUUUAUUUGUAUUGAAUCAAAUCAAGCUGAAAUAAACCAUCUUUCAGUUUUUUUUAAAAA
Molecule: messenger RNA, 1488 nt
Organism: Acanthopagrus latus (yellowfin seabream)
Lineage: Eukaryota; Metazoa; Chordata; Actinopteri; Spariformes; Sparidae
Gene: hnrnpa1b
Product: heterogeneous nuclear ribonucleoprotein A1b
Exons: 11
Coding region: 145-1167 (340 amino acids)
Molecular function (GO): RNA binding
Source: RefSeq, a predicted model, not a curated record